This is a messenger RNA of Pseudozyma hubeiensis SY62, 5841 nucleotides long. RefSeq lists its product as hypothetical. Gene Ontology annotation, biological process: replication fork processing; double-strand break repair via homologous recombination. Bases 1 to 5841 code for a protein of 1946 amino acids. Gene Ontology annotation, cellular component: nucleus; Cul8-RING ubiquitin ligase complex. NCBI's taxonomy places the organism in Eukaryota, Fungi, Basidiomycota, Ustilaginomycetes, Ustilaginales, Ustilaginaceae. The transcript has a single exon. The record is from RefSeq and is a predicted model, not a curated record.
AUGCAAGCCGGGCCUUCACGGCUGCCGCGAGAGGUGGUGCCAACAUCGGACGAUGAGGAUCUCUUCUUCGUCUCGCAGUCGUCGGACAGGUACGGUUACACAAGCAACGACGAUCCUACCUUAGAAGACGAACGUCUAGCUCGCGUGGCCGCCGCGCAGCCUCCGACUCCACCUCAGCGGCAGCUUCGAGCCCGAAAAGCCGCUCAGCUCAAUCCUUACACGAUGGAAGCCAUGCGCUACCAACGGGCUCUGAUUCGCAACGACUGGCAAGAUGCCGUAGUGAGCCAAAGAGAAUGGCAUCGUCAAGAGCGCAAACGACUUGCCGAAGAGGCUGCUCGGGCUCGGCGCGAGGUCCAAGGCGCUCAAGGCUCGGAAGAGUCGCAGAGUCAAUGGCUCGUCCCCAGCUCCGGACCAAGCUCGCAAGCAGACCACGAGGAUCCUUCUGCACCGCCUUCUCCAUCUGUCCCACCGAUGCCCGAAGUCUUUGUUGAGAUUCCGGCACUCGACGAAAUUGCUAGGCCUCGGCGAAUGUCUCCUUCACCGUCACAGAGCGGAAGAUUGCCAGAGCUGGCAGAGAUGCUCGGUCAAGCUUCCAAGAACGCCGCCCUCCUUCCAAAUCGCAAGACGACAGAAGCCUCGAAAAGCGCUACAUACAAAGGCACGAGAACUAUCGCUCGCAACGACGAUACUAACAAAGCAGUGCGACCACACGACUCCGGGUCUUUGCGCAUCGAUGAAGACGAUGCUGCACCAAUUCCAGCACACACUCGCCGAAAGCCUACUCUGCGUGACACAUCACCAACGGAUAGCGAAGCAAAUAUCGCUGCAGGAGGCCGAAACUCGACAACCCACGAGAGUUUCAUUGUAGAAUCCUCCGAAGACGAGAGACCGCAACCCGUGCCAGCUGUCCCCAGGCCAAAGCGAAGAAGCCGAUGGUCUGGUGACGGUUCAAGCAGCGACAGCACCGACUACGAGCGCCGCUUCCGCCAACUGAAAAGGAUGAUGCCUGCCGGCAUGGCGCGCAAACACAUCCGUGACCUCAGAGCAAUGAGGCACGGAAAGGCAUACCACUCUGAUGGCCACGUGUCCUCUUCCUCUAGUACCAAAGGGCAAGUUGAUACAGCCCGACGCGAUGAAUCGCGAACGCAAGCUCGGUCUGCCAAUGCAGUCCAGAUUUCAGACGACGAAGACUUGCAGCCAGGCCAAACAAGGAAGCGACUUCGACGUCACGACAGUCUCGACGGGGGCAACAAUGCCUUGCUGCUAGACCCCGACUCGGAUUCGUCUUCGUCCUCGUCCUCGGCAUCGUCGCUGUCGUCUGGUCCAUCAACCGAGUUUCCAAUCACUGGCACGACGCUUUCCAAUGGGGACCGAGGGGUGGAGGAGCUUGACGAAACGCCCGCGCCAUGGUGGUCAGUGGACCGCUUCGAUUCAUACGUUCCGUAUCGCGAAAGGGACGCGAUUGACCGAAUGCUGAGCCGAGCUGGCGGGCGUCAGCAAAGCAGUAAAAUGACCAGUCGCAGAGCGCACGAUGUCUCUCAGCAUCGACAGGCUCGGUUGGACGGCUUCGUCUCCACCGUUCGGCAUCGCGAGCGCGCGACAGGCAUUUCCCGAUCGCAUUUGCGUGAGAUUGACCAGAAUCAGCAUCGUCGCCAAGGCUCAACGAUUCACGUCAGCGACAAAGAUGCUCAGCACCAUUUAUCGAAGAGGAAAAAGAAGCGCAGAAAGAUGGAUCCGAGAGUCGGGCGGACGACAACCGGCUCGGGUACUGCAAGAAGUUCCGUCUUACCACUAAAUCCACCCGUGAUCCGUCCACGAGCACGACCACGGCUUGACCUGGAAGACCACGACGUGCUCUUUGCCUUCCAUCCAGCUUCAGCUCGAUGUGCGACAACCUACGCAAACCCUGACCAAGCAGGUCAUCAUGAGCACGAGCGAGACGAUGAUGAAGAAUGGCAGGUGCUCAGCCAUGUCAUCAGAGAUUCGACACCGGACCCUCUGCCGGACGCCCGUCUUGCUGUCCCUAGGAAUCGCAACGGCGCGAAUACAAUCGCAAGAGCGCGUCAAGCACCCUUCCUAUCCGCGACCCUUGAAGCUGUGGCGUCGCCGAUCCGAGGCCUGGGUGCAUCUCCGUCGACAUCUUUAGCAUCUGCUGGUCUGCUCAAAGAUGGCGCAGUCAGCGAUCGUAGCCCCGGCACCCCGACAAGGCCAAGAUUCGAGCUGCCUUCACACAAUGCGGCGCCAAUACGCUCCAACCCUGUUCAGAACUCCAACAUAGCCUCACUAAGCGCAGAUGACGAUUGUCCAAGCGGUGCCUGGGACGACUUUGAAGGCAUCAGCUUGAAUUUCGGCAUUAGCCCUCUGGCAGGCGGGAAGCGUCUCAACGUGACCGACUCGGCACUGCUCGCUCGUCUUCCAGAUCUCAUCCUGCUGCCGGAUCGACUGCUGCGUCAAGAGAACAUACCUCGGACUUGGCUGAGCGAGGUUCUGCGCCUCGAAGAUACGAUACUGGAAGCAGAUAUGGAUCACAAUACACUCGCCAGCAAGCUGCCCUUCUUCAUCGACAACCUCCGACUAGAGAUCGGUCGUGCCUUGGAUGGGGGCGGAAACGCAUCGGACAUUGAUGCACGGCGACACGCGAGGAGCCUCAUUUCUGACACUGGCGCUUUUCUUGGAUGCUGGAUGGUGCGUCAAGCCCAAAAGGCCGCGGAAGGAUGUUGCGACUUUGCUUCCAUUUUCCGCAGCUAUCGUACGAUUCUAGAAAGGGCUGAGCAGCUGCAAGCUUCUGUGCUUUCACAAAGUGACUCUACGCAUUCGAAGGCGUCGGGCGAAGAUCGCAAAUUGAUCUGCUUGCAAUUGGCGUGGAUGCGUUUCGAGCUUUGCUGGCGAGCAAUGGCCAUCUGUGACGCAGACGCGAGCAACGCCCUCGAAUCUGACGCUCCGACGGUGGAAAGCUUGUUGUCUUACGGACGGACGUUGAUGGCGUUGCUGCUGCAUUACGGUCUUCAUCGAUCGAUUCGAAACCUGCGGAAAGCAGCCUCGACAGGCCGUUCUACCGCCAACGGGAGCACUCUGGCGAUGGAGGUGGAUCAGUACGAAGAGACGACCGUGACCGUGGAUGAGCCAACUACGAUAUGGCUCGCCGCCAUUCACCUUUUCAGCUCGUUCGAACAGAGCCGUGGCAUAACGGACGGUCGCCUUUUCUGGAUGCAGUUCGAAGCUGCCUUUCAGCGAUGGGACGAGUCGAUGCCGAAGAGAGCGCCUCUGCUACGUUCUGAGAGUCUCUGGUACUGUCUCUUUGCCCUCGAAACCAUGUCGCAAAUCUCGGCCGAUGGGCAAACACAAUCUGGGCCAUCGCUUCGUGAAUGCUGGCCUCUGGUCGCGAGAGCGCUGUCCUUCGUCGACUUCCGAUUAGACGAAAGCAAGGAAAUGACUAUGGGCUGGCACUUGCUUGCAAAGCGGGACGCGUAUGUCCGCAUCGUGUUGCAACGGUGCUGUCUAUUGACAUCCGAGUGGCACUGGAGGAUGGAAGGUGCCGAGGUGACGCUUGCACGCCUGUUUGACAUAUUCAACAGUCAUAAGCUUGCUGACUUGCCUACCGAGACCGCACACAAUUUCCCGGUGUUCCUGCGCUACUUCGAUGUCGACAGGCUGUCCACCGCUGAUGUGGCUGGAGCAGAGGCGAUGCAAGAUCCGAGCUUCCACCUUUUCGUGAGACUGCUUGUCCGUGCAGGUCAAGAGCUGCGCAAUAAUGCUAUCGAUGCAAAGGAUGGCGACCGCCGCAUCUCUCGAUUGUUCUCGAGGAUGACGCCAGUCCGCGUGAUGCCAUUCACACGGAACGACGUUCCGACAAACUCGCAGCGCUCGGUUCUUUUCAAUCACUACACCGUCGUCAUGCUUUUCCUGCAUUUGGUGCCGACAUCUUCGCCUCAGCGUCUUCGACAGAUCCAGAGCUUUCUUCCUGCCUUCAAGGAUGCCGAUUUUAUCAGCCAGGUCACCUGCGUACGAGCUAUGAUGUACGUUGCCGUCAUCUUUCGCCAUCACCAGCUAGGUUUAGAUUCGGUCAUCAAGUGGUUCGGAGAGACGAUCACCGCACUGCGUCGCGAAUACGAGCAUAUCGAAUCGAGCACCAAACAAUUUGAACGGCAACAAUUGCGACAAUCAAUGCAACAUGCAUCUCGGCCCGAUGCAGUCCGUAUGGCAGACAUCUUUGAGAACGCUCCCGCUCGACAGGCGGCUCUCAGGAGGAAGGAAGAGAUGGCCAAGCUGCUUGUUGUGUCUUUGCGAUCCAUUCAGCAUGUUAUUCGACACCAAGACCUUUAUGGAGACAAACACAGCACACGUAUGUCGGAGCAAAGACUUCCGGAUCAGCCACUUCUCUCUCCUGCCUGGACACAGGAGAUGCUCGAAGCACAGAUCUCGCUUGAACCGCGCAUUGGACAGGAAGCACUGAAAUGCAUUCAGACGUUCCUCCUGGCUCGCAUGCGCGCCUUGCAGCCUGCUAGGAAGGCCACGGGCUCGUCAAGCACCGAUCACGAUGAGAGCAACCAGCCUCAAUUAGCGAUCGGCCAGCAACAGCAAAACAAGGAUCAAAGGCGGGACGAGGAGAGUCAAGACAGCUUCGCGGAGUUGUUUGAUGCAGACGACGAUUUUGAUUUUGAGGACCCGCUCUUGGCGCGACUUUUGGACGGAGCCGACACUAACAACGCUGGUGUUAGCGGAAGAGGCGAGCUCGAGAUGCAAGCCAAGGAAGCGCUAGUGGCCGUCUCUACCGCCGCAGAUGUCGUUGAAAAGAAGAAAUGGGACCGUCAAUUUGGCGAGCUCGUCAAGACCACCAUUUCGCCCUCGCUGUUUCAGCUCUUGUCCAACAUCUACCAUCCGGAUCGGAGGCUGGAAGCCGCGACCGCUGGGUCUGUCGUGAUGAGUCUCGGUGUCACACAGCGACUCGACGAAUUGCCAGCUGGUGGCGGCGACGCUGGCCGUAGCUCCACAUCUUCGCGCAGCCGAAUGGACCGAUUGCUCAAGACGGCCGAAGCUCGACAGUAUCUGGAGCUCGUAGUGGACUGCUGGGCAGGAUGCGCACAUGUGCUGGUGACCAAUGGACUCAGGGAAUGGAGCUCGUACCUCGGAUAUGGAAACGAGUCGUGGAAACGUAUCGACGAUGCCAUUGGAAGAAGAGACGUAGCGCUCAGAUUCCUGCAGAAUGUCGUCAGCCUGGAUCCCACGGCGGUCCAGAGACGCGAGUAUGAGGUCGACUUCUUGGCUGUCUGGACCCAGACAGCGGUGGCCAGGGUGCUUUCGGUACAGGAUGUCUAUACGCAGUCGUUGAUGGACGCGAUAGACAAAACGAAGGUAGCACCGAGUACGCUGCUGUCGAGUUUGGCGGAGCGAUGGAGAAGCAUCAUCAGCGGAACAGCGCCGGCUACAGCAAUAGACACAGCAGGAAUGGACUCAAGAUUGGAACCGACAGAGCCAGUCAGCUCAAAUUUUGACCUGGACUCGUUCACACGACACCGUUCAGAUUUGCUCAGAACGACAUACAGCGUCCUCGCCUCGGCGCUAAGCAACAACACGACAAGCACAGGGACCGUGUACUCGAUUCUAUCCGCCUUGCUUUCCGCCGUUCGCACUUAUGUCGACGACACACCGGUGGACGACGGCAGCAAGAGCGGCAAGAUGGCUGCAGCGGGCUAUCUGACGUUCUGCAAAGGGACGCUCGAGGACGUCGAGGCGAUUAUGGCAGGGACGAGGGUGAUGGACUCGAUGCGUGGAGAGUACGGAGCGGCGGUGGCGGCGGUCAAGACGCGACUGGAGGAGCUGAAUGAGACGGGGAUAUUGUGA